AUGAAAGUAGAUGUGUGCUCCAAACAGGUGGCCAGGGGAACCGUAAGGGUCAACUCGCCCAUUCCGGCAAAGCUGCCCAAGAAAACUCAGAAUGCCACCACAAAAAAGCUUAAGAAAAUCCGAGGUUCAAAGCUCUGUAGCAGGCAUUUCAAUGUUAAUGAGCAGCUGAAUCAGAAGGAAGCAGAGGAGGUCCCGGAGAUCGUGCAGACCGCUGCCAUCCCACCUGCCCGGAGCGAACCAGAGGAGGUCCCGGAGACCGUGCAGACCCCUGCCAUCCCACCUGCCCGGAGCGAAGCAGAGGAGGUCCCGGAGAUCGUGCAGACCCCUGCCAUCCCACCUGCCCGGAGCGAACCAGAGGAGGUCCCGGAGACCGUGGAGACCCCUCCCAUUCCAGGUGGACCAGUGGACAGCCAGUGA
Messenger RNA from Rangifer tarandus platyrhynchus (Svalbard reindeer), 417 nucleotides. Lineage: Eukaryota; Metazoa; Chordata; Mammalia; Artiodactyla; Cervidae. The record is from the annotation of a GenBank genome assembly.